AUGGGUCCAGUCACUGGCAUGACUCCGGAUAAGAAAGCUGAAACGCCAGGAGCAGAAAAAGCUGCAGGACUACGGCAGUGUCACGGGAUGGGAAGCUUGCCCGACGCAGGUGAUGCCGGCAGGCCGAAGGCCACUGUGGUGGACAGAGAUUCAGCAGACGACGAGCUCACGAAUUUGAACUGGCUGCACGAAAGUACUAACCUCCUAACAAACUUCAGCCUCGGAAGCGAGGGUCUUCCGAUCGUUAGCCCCUUAUAUGACAUUGAGGGCGACAGCGUGCCAUCCUUCUCGCCGUCCUGCUACCAGAACCCCGAAAAAAAAUCCUCCACUUCCAAACCCCCUUACUCUUUCAGCCUUCUCAUUUACAUGGCGAUCGAGCAUUCCCCCAACAAGAGCUUGCCAGUCAAAGAAAUCUACAGCUGGAUCCUGGAGCGCUUCCCCUAUUUCGCCACGGCGCCCACCGGCUGGAAGAACUCGGUCCGACACAACCUCUCCUUGAACAAGUGUUUCCGAAAGGUGGAGAGAAGCCAUGGCAAGGUGAAUGGAAAAGGUUCGUUAUGGUGUGUCGAUCCAGAAUAUAAACCUAAUCUUGUCCAAGCACUGAAAAAGCAGCCUUUUCCCUCAGCACUUGCAUUUUAUACUCCGCCGGCGUCACCACCAAGUAGGUCAGCAUCCCCUCACUACCUAACUUCAGUCCUUCAGCAGAAUCAUGGCCGAUCUCUCAAAGAAUCCGAUAUUGAUGCUGCUACUGCAAUGAUGCUGUUAAAUACUUCCAUUCAACAAGGGAUGUUGGACUGCGAGAAGCCUCAGCCUCUGAAGACACCUAAGAAGAGGAGUUACGGCAGUGCGUUCAAUCCUCCCAGUUCUAUAAAUUUGCAGGAAAAUGAUUCCGCGGCCACCAAUAUCGAUCCGAAGGAGGAUCACAACUACAGUGCCAGCAGCAUGGGUUCCCAGCGCUGUGCAUCUAGGUCCAGCGUGUCUUCCUUGUCCUCCCUUGAUGAGGUGUACGAAUUUAUCUCCAAGACCAGCCACGACGGAAGCGAUGGCAGCGAAGGAUUUCACAGCGAAGCGGAAACAGACGUUGACUAUGAAGAUGAUCCUCUUGGAGACAGUGGCUAUGCAUCGCAACCUUGUGUAGAUACCUCUGAGGAAAGUCAGCCUAGCAACAAAGCGCUCAAGGAGUUAUGUCAAGAAAUCGAUGAGGAGUUGAAAGAAGCAGCGGGGUCUCUGCUCCACCUUGCUGGCAUCCAAACGUGCUUGAGUUCCUUAAUAAGUACUGCAAAGACCCACUGUCACAAGCAAAGGAAAAAAUAGUAUGUUUGUCAGUGUUGAAUAUAUACAUAUAUUUUUUUU
This is a messenger RNA of Gavia stellata (red-throated loon), 1353 nucleotides long. RefSeq names its product forkhead box N2 (gene FOXN2). Lineage: Eukaryota; Metazoa; Chordata; Aves; Gaviiformes; Gaviidae. The transcript is spliced from 5 exons. Gene Ontology annotation, cellular component: nucleus. Gene Ontology annotation, molecular function: cis-regulatory region sequence-specific DNA binding; DNA-binding transcription factor activity. Bases 1 to 1314 code for a protein of 437 amino acids. The record is from RefSeq and is a predicted model, not a curated record. Gene Ontology annotation, biological process: regulation of DNA-templated transcription.